AGAGAGAGAGAGAGAGAGAGAGAGAGAGGAAUGGGGAGAGGGAAGAUUGUGAUCCGCAAGAUCGACAACUUGACGAGCAGGCAGGUGACAUUCUCAAAGCGGCGCAACGGCCUUCUGAAGAAGGCGAAGGAGCUCUCUAUCCUCUGCGAUGCCGAGGUCGGCCUCAUCGUCUUCUCCAGCACCGGCCGCCUCCAUGAAUUUGCUAGCUCAAGGAUGAAGUCAAUAAUUGACCGCUACAACAAUACAAAGGGAGAGCAGCAUCAGGUGUUGAGCACAAUUUCUGAAGUUAAGUUCUGGCAAAGGGAGGCAGCAAGCUUGAGGCAGCAAUUACAAGACUUGCACAAGAGUAAUAGGCGACUGAUCGGAGAAGAGCUAUCUGACUUAAGUGUCAAAGAUCUUCAAGGUUUAGAGAAGCGAGUUGAAAUGAGUUUGUGCUCUAUCAGAAAGACGAAGGAGAAAAUUUUACGAGAUGAAAUCGCAGAGCUCAACCGAAAGGGUUAUCUAGUACAUAAUGAGAACAUUGAACUCCACAAGAAGGCGAACCUCGUAUAUCAGGAAAAUAUUGAAUUAAACAACAAGGUUCAGGAGGCAAGCGGAUCAAGUGGUGGAACCACCAAAGCUUCGAUUAUUCCGUUUGUUUUUACUGUAGCAGAAGAUGAAGAAGAACUCGUUCAUCUUCAGUUAUGCCAUCCCCAACAGCAAGGAGAUAGGACAUAAUCAAGAACUCUACGGCUGGAGCGAUUUCCUAAUAGUUUGAAAAAGGUCUUCUCUAUCACAGUUAUUUCACAU
This is a messenger RNA of Ananas comosus (pineapple), 789 nucleotides long. Its product is annotated as MADS-box transcription factor 23-like. Gene Ontology annotation, cellular component: nucleus. Bases 31 to 717 code for a protein of 228 amino acids. The record is from RefSeq and is a predicted model, not a curated record. The transcript is spliced from 7 exons. Gene Ontology annotation, biological process: positive regulation of transcription by RNA polymerase II. Lineage: Eukaryota; Viridiplantae; Streptophyta; Magnoliopsida; Poales; Bromeliaceae. Gene Ontology annotation, molecular function: protein dimerization activity; DNA-binding transcription factor activity, RNA polymerase II-specific; RNA polymerase II cis-regulatory region sequence-specific DNA binding.